UUAUAAUAACUAUAUCAAAUUUUUAUCUUACAGGUACGGCUUAGGUAGUCUUUUGGAGGUGGUAUGUCAGAUAUGCUCUGGUAUGAAACUGAUAUCUACAGGCAAGCGGAAUGAGAAAGGAGCAUUUGAUAUUAACUCAAAAGUCGCUCUUGCAAUGAUGCACUCUGGAAUGGGUCCUGAUCAUGUUGUGAAUUUUCUCAGCACAUGCAACAUACCCCCACCUGAUCCUAAGACACUGAAAAAGAAGGAGAAAUGCAUAGCAUUGUCACUUAUUGAUGAGGCAUCUGAUUCCUGCAAAACUGCUAGUGCAGAAGAAAAAGCUAUUUCUCCAACUAAUGAAUUGGAAUGCAGUUUUGACGCUGGUUGGCAAACAAGAGGCUCUGGUUGGCAAUAUAACAGUAACACAGGACAUUCCAGUCUAGUUGGUGUAAAGACUGGUAAAGUUCUAGACUAUGAUGUAAGAAGUAAACUAUGCAGUAUAUGCCAGCAUCAUUUGGGAAGAAAGGAAACAGUUCCAAAUCAUCAAUGCAACAGUAAUUGGCAUGGAUCAAGUAAAGCCAUGGAGCCUGACAUGGCUUUAUCAAUGGUUACUAGGAUGGACAACAGAGGGUGCACAGUCGGCAUAAUUCACACAGACAAUGACUCUACAACAUCAUCAAGGCUAAAGCAAAAGUUUGCAAACAUAAAAAAAAGAGACGACAAAAACCAUGUCAAGAAAAAUCUGUCGAAACAACUGUAUGCAGCAGCAAAUAAGUACAAAGAGCUGAAGGGGAAAGGAGUCAUUCCAUACAUACUUAGAUGUUAUAUGUAUGCCAUAAGUUCAAACCAGUCAAAGGAGAAUGAUCUUUGUGAAAGAUUAGACAGUAUAGUUCCUCGCCUAUUUGGAGACCAUUCAGGCUGUUCUGGGGAUUGGUGCACAUAUUCCAAGCAACCAGAAACUUACAGAUAUAAACAUCUCCCAAAAGGUGAACCAUUGUCAAAUGAAAACCUGCGUAAGCAAUUAGAGACAAUGACAGAAAAUUACAAGAAAAGAUCAAGCCAACUUGUAGAUUUAGGCUCAACACAGAGCAAUGAAAAUUUCAACAAUAUAGUGGCAAGCAAGGCUCCAAAAAAUAGAUCAUAUGGUGGAACCAGCUCAUUAAAAGCAAGAGUUUCAGCUGCAGUUCUUCAGAAGAAUGAAGGUUAUACCUGGGUUAACAAGGUUAACAAGAAAGCAUUGUUGUCACCAGGCACAAUCUCUGUAAGAGUUGGACAGAGGAUUGACAGAAAGAGACUCUGGCAAAAGAAGAAUAGCUCCUCAGUUCUUUUCAAACGUGACAGAUUUAAAAGAAAGAAUAAGAAAACCUUUCAACAAAUUAAGGCAGCUGUUAUAGAAAGAGAAACAUAUCAACCACAAAUUGAAGAAAAUGUGUCGGUAAGAGACAUUGAAAAAAUUCCAACAAAAUAUUCUUUGGAAGGCAUAGACAAUUAUGUUGUUUUUGAUUUAGAAACAACUGGGUUAUCAAGAACCUCGGAUAUUACACAAAUAUCAGCAUAUGAUGGGACAAACAUGCUUAAUCUUUAUGUGUCUCCACGACAAUUUAUUUCAUCACAGGCCAGUGAUGUUACCUGUAUUACUUUCUCUUUUGAAAGAAACCAAAUGUAUUGCCAUGGUGUUCCAGUUGAAAGUGUUUGUAUAAGAACAGCCUUACUUCAACUAAUUGAAAUGAUACAGAAAAAAUCUCGUCCUGUGCUUGUUGGUCAUAACAUCCAUUCAUAUGAUGUUCCUGUACUAAGAAAUUUGUUGCACGAGUUUAAUCUGCUGAGUUCUUUUGAUGACCUAAUUUAUGGAUGCAUUGACACUUUGAAAAUUGCAAAACGUGAAAUACCAAAAGCUGAUGUUCUAAAUUAUAAGCAGCAAACAUUAGUUCAAAAGUUUCUGGAGAUUGUUUAUGAUGCUCAUAAUUCUGAGGAGGAUGUUAGAAGUUUAUACAAACUGUUCCAUCUGAAGCUGAAACAGGCAUGUUCUGGAAAGGAUUUAUUUCCAUUUAAUUAUUGGUCAAUUGUAGAGGGUUUUUCUAGUGUCAUUGUUAAAAAGAUUAUUUCUAAAGACACUGCAAGGAAACUUUCCUGCACAGGUCUCAAUCUUCAUCACCUGGAACUUGCUUACAAAAGAAACAAUGACGAUGGCGUAAAAUCCAUCAUGCAGGAACAUGGUUUGAAAGGGAAAACAGCAAAUGUAUUCAAGAAGUUUUUUUCUGAAAAAGAGGAAUAG
This is a messenger RNA of Mytilus trossulus (common blue mussel), 2254 nucleotides long. RefSeq lists its product as uncharacterized. The coding region runs from base 83 to 2254 and encodes 723 amino acids. Gene Ontology annotation, cellular component: cytoplasm. The record is from RefSeq and is a predicted model, not a curated record. The transcript has 8 exons. Lineage: Eukaryota; Metazoa; Mollusca; Bivalvia; Mytilida; Mytilidae. Gene Ontology annotation, molecular function: 3'-5'-DNA exonuclease activity; nucleic acid binding. Gene Ontology annotation, biological process: DNA catabolic process.